AUGAAUGAAGAAUACGACGUUAUUGUUCUUGGUACAGGUUUAACCGAGUGCGUUAUUUCUGGCUUGUUGUCUGUGUCAGGCAAGAAGGUUCUCCACAUGGAUCGUAACAAUUAUUAUGGUGGUGAAUCUGCCUCUCUCAACUUGGAACAAAUGUAUGAAAAGUUUAGAGGAAAGGACGUCAAACCACCAACAAGUCUUGGUAGAAGUAGAGAUUAUAACAUUGACUUGAUUCCAAAAUUCUUGAUGGCUAACGGUAAGCUCGUCAAGAUCCUCAGAAUGACUGGCGUUACUCGUUAUAAUAUGGAAUUUGCUUUGGUUGAAGGAAGUUUUGUCUAUCACAAGGGUGCUAUUGAAAAGGUUCCAGUCACUCCAACUGAAGUUGCCAAGAGUAAUUUGUUGGGAUUCUUUGAAAAGUUGAAGGCCAAGAAGCUUUUAUCUUACUUGUAUGACUAUGAACAAACCAAUCCAAAGACUCAUCAAGGAUUUGACUGUUCAAAGGAUUCUAUUGAUAAGGUCUUUAAGUAUUUUGGUGUUUCUGAUGAUACUACUGACUUUUUGGGACAUGCUGUUGCAUUGUACACUGACGAUUCAUAUAUGACUACUGUUCCAGCUAUUCAAGUCAUUGAAAGAAUGAAGCUCUAUGAAGAAUCACUUAACAUGUACGGAAAAUCACCAUACGUUUAUCCAAUGUAUGGUUUGGGUGAAUUACCACAAGUUUUUGCUCGUUUGUGUGCUGUUUAUGGUGGUACUUAUAUGUUAGACAAGCCAGUUGAUAAGGUUCUCUAUGAUGAAAGUGGACGUGUCAUUGGUGUUGAAUCUGAAGGUCAAGUUGCCAAGGCCAAGAUGGUUGUUGGUGAUCCAAGCUACUUCCAAGAUAAGGUCCGUAAGACUGGUAAAGUUAUUCGUGUAAUUUGUAUCCUUUCCCAUCCAGUUAAGAGUACUGGUGAUGCCAAGUCUGUCCAAAUUAUCUUCCCACAAAAAUCAACUGGUCGUAAGCAUGAUAUUUAUUGUUGUGUGACAUCAUUCACUCACCACGUUGCUCCAAACGGAAAGUAUAUUGCUAUCGUUUCUACUACUGUUGAAACUGAAAAUCCAGAGGCUGAAGUUAAGGUUGUUCUUGACAUUUUGAAUCCAAUCGAAGAAAAGUUUGUUUACAUUCUUGAUACUUUUGCUCCAUUGGAUGAUGGUAAGAAUGAUGGUGUCUUUAUUUCAAAGUCUUAUGAUGCUACUACUCACUAUGAAUCAUGUGCUGAAGAUAUUGUCUCUAUCCACGAAAGAAUUUCUGGAGAAAAGUUCGACUGGAAUAAGAAGCCACCACAACCAGAAGAACAAUAAUUGUAGAAAUCUGUAUUAAAAUAUUUAUCGAAUUGUAAAAUUAUAAUAUAAAAUAAUGUUUAUUCU
This is a messenger RNA of Naegleria gruberi, 1401 nucleotides long. Its product is annotated as rab gdp dissociation inhibitor alpha. The record is from RefSeq and is a predicted model, not a curated record. The transcript has a single exon. Gene Ontology annotation, cellular component: cytoplasm. The coding region runs from base 1 to 1335 and encodes 444 amino acids. Gene Ontology annotation, biological process: vesicle-mediated transport; small GTPase-mediated signal transduction; protein transport. NCBI's taxonomy places the organism in Eukaryota, Heterolobosea, Eutetramitea, Acrasida, Naegleriidae. Gene Ontology annotation, molecular function: Rab GDP-dissociation inhibitor activity.